Molecule: messenger RNA, 1107 nt
Organism: Lethenteron reissneri (Far Eastern brook lamprey)
Lineage: Eukaryota; Metazoa; Chordata; Hyperoartia; Petromyzontiformes; Petromyzontidae
Product: dual specificity tyrosine-phosphorylation-regulated kinase 2-like
Biological process (GO): peptidyl-serine phosphorylation; peptidyl-threonine phosphorylation
Cellular component (GO): cytoplasm; cytoskeleton
Molecular function (GO): ATP binding; protein serine/threonine kinase activity
Source: RefSeq, a predicted model, not a curated record
UGCGUGAGAUGGAGUGCGCUCUCAGACUCAAAAGGAGCAGCCCCCAUCAAGUGCAAAACCCCGCAAGAAAUCAUGCAGCUCUACGGCAGCUACCUGACCCUCAGGGAGCAAAGAGAACUCUUGGCCAUGCAGGAGAUAUGGUACCUUGGGCUCCAAAAUCAGGCCCGGGGCAAGUACAACCAUGGCUACGAUGACGACCAACACCGUUAUAUUCCGGUAAAACACGAGCACCUCAACUUUCGGUAUGAGGUGCUGAAGACGAUUGGGGAGGGCGGUCAAGGCAUAGUGGUCGAGUGUCUUGACCACAUGACAAACACCCUGGUGGCGGUGAAAAUACUCAGAACUCCAUUGAGCGCCAUGAAUAACAAUUUCCAGUUGAGGGAAAUACAAAUCGGGAUCAUACUUCAGGAGAGUGACACCGACGACUCCAACAUCAUCAAGAUGCUGGAUUGGUUCCAGUUCAGGAAGCACUACACCAUCGUCUUGGAGCUGUUGAGUGGAACUCUGGAUGAUUGGAUUGGUAACAGGAAAUCCAAGUCCCUUCGGAUGGAGAUGGUGAAAAUAUACACCAAGGCGAUCCUCACGUCCCUGCGUCACAUCCAUUCGAAGACAAUCAUUCACGGUGACCUCAAGCCUGAAAACAUCUUGGUCAAGGACCGCGUGGCAGGGACCAUAAAGGUCGCCGACUUUGGACACAGCUUCGUUGAGGGUUAUCCAACCUCCUUGACCUUCAGUACCGUCAAGCACAUGUCUCCGGAGGGAAUCUUGGGCUACUCGUCCACCAACUCGGUCGACAUGUGGGCUCUGGGAUGCACGGUGGCGAAGAUAGCAACCGGAAAAUCCAUCUUCGAACCCAUCAACUUCUACGACCAGUUGGGGUGCUGCAUGGAGGUCCUGGGGCUGCCUCCGGACUACUUGGUGAAUAACGCUCCUAAAAGAAAGAAAUACUUUGCCUGCAGUGUAACCAGGGCGGCCUGCCGGAUGCAUCCGCCAAGGAGCCAAAGAUGUUUGGCCGCCAUCGAGUGCCAGGGAGUCGCCCCGCUCAGCAAGCUGCUCGCGAACUACGACCCGGAGUUUGUGGACUUCAUCAGCUGCUGCCUCCAGUAA